GAAGCCAGCGGGGAGGGCGGCAAGGCCGAGAUCCGCGUCCCUGCUAGCCCAGCUGCCGAGAGCUGGCAGGGCUUGUACGCGGCGGAUCACAUGGCGGCGGUGGCGGCGGAGGCUCAGCAGGAAGUUCGCUCUGUUCCUGGGUGACGCGUCGGAGUUUCGGUCUUGCUCCGAGGCGCUCGGAGCCCGUAGCUGAUCACGGUGGGGGCUUCUAAUUUAACCAGAUCUGCUGCAUUCAUAAUCUCUUCAGUGAUGAAAUAUUGCUGGGAAGUAUGGAUAAAAAUAUUGCAGAGCAGCUUAAUAAGACAUACGAAGUGUUUCGACAGGCGUGUAUGGAGAGAGAUUUUGCUAGAAAAGAACUGAAGCAAAAGACAGACAGCUAUGAGAAGCAGCUACAUGAACAGCAGGAAAAAAACCAACUUCUAAUGAACAUUGUUGAACAACUCAAAUCACAGUUGGCUUCUAUGACUGCCAACAGAGUCAACACACAAGGUCAAGUUCCAGUCCAUGAAGACAAUGAAAUGAGAAGAAAUGGUACCUUGUUGAACUCAGAUUUUGAUCAGCUCCAAGAAAAGCUGAAAUUGGCAAUGCAAAAGGAAAAGCUUUUGAAGGAACAAUUGGAAAGUGAGAGUGUAAAAUUAAAAAAAGCUGAAGAAGAUAGUAAUUUAAAGGAAAAGAAAUUUGAAUCUAUUAUCACUGCCAAAGAAGAUGAAAUAAGGAAUCUAAAAAAGCAGCUGAAAGAAAUAAAUGAAGCACAAAAUUGCAUACAGGUAUCAAGAUACGAAAAAGAGGCAAGGAGUGAAAAACAUCCUUCGUCUAGACAGGAAUUAUCAUCAGGGGUUUCUUCUACAUCUGUCUGUGAAAGAGAUGAACUGGAAAGUGUUUUCUGGGGCAUGAAGGAAGAAUUCAGUCGAAUACGUGCGCUGGCAAGAGCACAGACCGACCAGCUGAAUAAAUGUAGCCUAAGGAGAGAACCUACAACUGAAAUUCCUUUCUCCAAGCCUAUCCAGUGCACUGAUGAACAAACAGAUGACCUUUGUAAUCCCUGGGUUAAAAAGGAUACCAACAGAGAUGUAUCUCUUUUCCCAUCUAUUGCAUCAAGAGGAAUGGGACCAGACGAGGAAGAAAACUCUGUGGAAUCCCUUUCUAAACUUAAUGUCAAGUUCCCACCUACAGAUAGUGAUACUGAAUUCUUUGAAAGCUCUCCAGAGACUAUUCCAAUUCUAAACACUCUGAUGACUGAAAAUGUGCUCUCAAAUCAGCCAUUUAACAUGGACCUUAGGGACCAGGAGCCUCCAUGGAAAUCUUACUGCACUCAAGAUACUGACUUACUGGCACUUGCUUCUGAAGACUCGGAACUCAGUCAGUCAGGAAUAUGUGAAUUCUGUCAGAAAGUGUUCCCGCCAUCUCGUACAUCCAGAGAGGAUUUUCUGAGGCAUCUGAAUUCACAUUUCAACUUGAAGUCUUAGCAUCAGUGGAAAACAGACAAGUUUUAUUUAAUUUGUGGGUGCUGUCUUUGAUCUUGAUCCCAACAGAUAUACAAAUUUCAGAAUAUAAGGAGGCAUUUAUAACAAUCUGUUGAGUUUCAUGCCCAACGUUAAUAUAAUUAAAAUCAGUAUAAAGCCCUAAAAUACAUAUACCGAAACUUCUUUUGAAUCAACAUGUCUUGAGUUAAAACUGUAGUUGCAGAGGGAUGCUGAAUAUUAUGAUCUAAUCCGGUAUGUAACAAAUAAAAAAUGGGACCAUAUUUUGUAUAUAGAA
This is a messenger RNA of Pseudonaja textilis, 1758 nucleotides long. It is a transcript of the gene TANK, whose product is annotated as TRAF family member associated NFKB activator. Gene Ontology annotation, biological process: negative regulation of canonical NF-kappaB signal transduction. Gene Ontology annotation, molecular function: DNA binding. Lineage: Eukaryota; Metazoa; Chordata; Lepidosauria; Squamata; Elapidae. The record is from RefSeq and is a predicted model, not a curated record.